Messenger RNA from Phragmites australis (common reed), 1248 nucleotides. RefSeq names its product peroxidase 5-like. The record is from RefSeq and is a predicted model, not a curated record. The transcript has 2 exons. Gene Ontology annotation, molecular function: heme binding; peroxidase activity. Bases 25 to 1131 code for a protein of 368 amino acids. Gene Ontology annotation, biological process: response to oxidative stress; hydrogen peroxide catabolic process. Lineage: Eukaryota; Viridiplantae; Streptophyta; Magnoliopsida; Poales; Poaceae.
GGGAUUCCGAUAAAGCAUUCAAGCAUGCCGCGGAUCAAGCUGGUGUUCUUUCUUGCGCUGCUCGCGGCGGCGGCCCAGCGCAGGGCCAUCGAUGCGUUGAUCGUCGACGGCCUGCAGGUGGGGUUCUACAACAGAAGGUGCCCGGAGGCCGAGGGCGUCGUCCGCGACGUCGUCAACUCUGAGGUGGGCAUGGACCGCACCAUCGCCGCCGGCCUCAUCCGCCUCUUCUUCCACGACUGCUUUAUCACGGGCUGCGACGCCUCCAUCCUCCUGGACGAAUCGCCGGCGGGCGACGUCCCGGAGAAGGAGUCGUCGGCCAACGGGUUCACCCUCCACGGCCUCAGGACCAUCGAUAUCGCCAAGUCGACCCUCGAGGCCAUGUGCCCGCGCAAGGUCUCCUGCGCGGACAUACUCGCCUUCGCGGCGCGCGACGCCGCCGUGGCCGCCGGCCUCCCCGGCUACGACGUCGCGGCCGGCCGCCGCGACGGAGAGCGCUCCAACAUGGACGACCUCCCCGGCAACUUCCCCGUGCCGGGCCACCGCGUCCCGCGGCUCACGGAGCUGUUCAAUCAGCGAGGCCUCUCGCAGGAGGAUCUCGUGGUGCUAUCCGGCGCGCACUCCAUCGGCGGCGCCCACUGCUUCAUGUUCUCCAACCGCAUCUACGGCUUCGCCAACGGCGUCGAAGUUGACCCGGGGCUGGAUCCGGAGUACGCCGCGCGGCUCCGUCAGGUCUGCCCGCCAAGGACCCCCAACGACGACCCGGAGCGUGCGCCCAAGGUGAACUUCGACGCGCGCACGGGGGAGAAGCUCGACAACGCGUACUACUCCGAGCUGCUGGCGGGGCGCGGCCUGCUGACCUCUGACAGCGCGCUCAUCGAGGACCCGCAGACGAGGGCGACGGUGGAGCUCUUCGCCAAGGACAACGCCCUGUGGCAGCAGAAGUUCGCCGAGGCGAUGCAGAAGGUGGGCGCGCUCGACGUGCUCGUCGGCGAGGGCCGGGGGGAGGUAAGAAGGCAAUGCCGGCUGGUGAACAGGGCCCAGUGGCCGCAUCAUCCGGCAUUCCCGCGGCGGCCGUUCCCGCGGCAUCCAUUGGCCAACCUGAUCAACGGAUUCUUCCAUGGUUUCCACUGAGGGCCAGUCUUGGCCUCCUUGGGGUUGGAGCAGCUUCUGCGGUGGGGUUACAACAUUUUGCUCUGGAGAUCCGUUACGUAGCUAGUUGCUCACGAACGUUGAUCUCCAAAAUAAGUG